Molecule: messenger RNA, 2814 nt
Organism: Stegodyphus dumicola
Lineage: Eukaryota; Metazoa; Arthropoda; Arachnida; Araneae; Eresidae
Product: diuretic hormone receptor-like
Biological process (GO): adenylate cyclase-modulating G protein-coupled receptor signaling pathway; cell surface receptor signaling pathway
Cellular component (GO): plasma membrane
Molecular function (GO): peptide hormone binding; G protein-coupled peptide receptor activity; diuretic hormone receptor activity
Source: RefSeq, a predicted model, not a curated record
GAAUACCGGCGUUUGUAGCUGCUGCAUGGGCUAUAGUGAAAGGUGCUGCUGGUGGAGCUUCUGACGAACCGUUGGCCCAGAGAGGAUGUCCAUGGCAAAAUAAGGACUAUUAUGACUAUGUCUUUAGCUGUCCUGUGAUGUUGGUGCUACUGAUCAAUAUCUUUUUCCUAGCGAAAAUAAUGUGGGUGCUGAUUACAAAGUUACGAGCUUCGAACACAGUCGAAUCCAGGCAGUACAGGAAAGCUGCUAAAGCUCUUCUUGUGUUGAUACCACUUCUGGGAGUUACAUAUAUUAUAGUGAUCGCUACUCCAAGUGAUCCAGUGGCAGAAGUAGUGUUUGUCUAUAUACAAGCCACAUUGCUCUCAAUACAGGGUUUUGUUGUUGCCGUGUUAUACUGCUUUCUAAAUGGAGAAGUUCAAAAUUCCCUGAAACACCAUUUGGAAAGAUGGAGGACACAAAAAUCUGUUGGCAAAAGUCCACGACAUUCUGUGGGGCAUCUCUCUCCACAUCAAGGUGAAAGCAUGGCUUUAUACAGCACUAAAAGUGUCCGUGACAGUUGCACCAGUUUUACGACAACGACAACAGUCGUCAAUGUUCCAAACCGAUCGCCGAAUACCAGACGCAGUGGUUCUUCUAAUCAUCUUGCUGUCCAAGAUGAUAUGUUGUAAAAUGCAUCUUUUCUGAAGCAUUUCCAUUGAAGUAAUACAGUUUGAUGUAUGAUUCUCCUAGCUGAAAAGCAGAUUAUUUUCCUCCACGAAACUAGCUUUGAAAUUGGUGUUUUCCAAAAAGUUAUUAAUGAGAGAAUCAGUACUACUUUCUUCGUGUCACGAUAGAAUUUGUAAUCAUAUCUCUCAGAGUUAUAAAUUCUUGUAGUAUAUUCUAUAUCUCAAGUAAAGGUGCUACCUAAAUCCCAGCAAGGACUUCACAUACGUCCAAUUUUAAUAUUUUCUCCACGCGACUGUAAUAAAUUCAAUCUAAAGUAAGUUUAAAAAAUAAAAUCUCGUUCGUUUGCUUAAAUUGUUGAGGCUUAAGUACUACUGUAUUUUUACUGUAUUGGACACCAUAGCUACACUGGACAAAAGCGUUUUGUAAUGUAACUGAACUGGACCCUGAAAUUGCUUGCUACACUAAAUUGAUAGAUUGCUAAUUGAGGUUUAUACUUCCGUUAAAAGAUAAAAGUUAUUGAGUAUUGAAACCAGCACAAAAUACAUAAAUCAAAUGUUCAGAUUUUUUUGAAAUUACAACUGACCAUUUCACAAAUUUGAUAAAAUUAUUCUUUAAACUGAAGCAGCUUACUACAUAUAAAUAUUCUUUGUAAUCGUCGUAAUCAGAUCGUGUUACGCAUGCAUGCUGCAAUUAUUUCCAUGAGUUUUAAAGGAAUUUGCAAAAAUAGAAGACUGAAAAAAGUACUAUCUCUUCAAUAAUGACUGUUCUAUCUUCUGUACAAUUAGAUAACAUAGAAGCACUGGUCCUAGAGUUUAUCGCAAACGUUCAUUUAGAUACUUGUGCUACGAAAUAGCUGCUGAUGAGAUAUUUGAAUAUUUUCCACAUUAAUGGUCACGAAAAAUGUGUUCGAUCAUAAGGCCUAUGUGAUGAAGAAAAUGUAAUUUGAAGGCAUUCAGUUUUUAAAUCAACAACUUGUUUUCUAUUCUUUAAUUUUUCUGGUUUUUAUGACUGAUAUUUUAUGACGAAUGCAUUUGAAACCAAAUGCAAUAUUAUGCUGUUAUAGACUGUCUUACGCACGAUGCAUCCAUUAACCAUAAACUCUUAAAGAUGUGUUUUACGCUCAUUUUAAGCUAUUAAAGUUUUCGUGAAAUGUCUCAAGCUAUUUCAAAUGAAAGAUAAAAAUAGUAGUGCUUUUGCUUGCUGAUUAAAUUUACAUUUAUAUAUGUCUUUUAUAUGUGUCACUUUUAAAAUGUAUAUUUCUUAAUCCAUUGUAUGCCCAAUUUUAAUUUUAAUUUCUCAAUAUAUAUUUACAUUGUUACAGCUCAAUGAUGUCCAUCAGUAUUGUUUAAUAAUAUAAUCAUGAUUAGUUUAAGUCCGUUUUUUACGUCCAGUUUUACAUUCAGUCUUCUUUUUAACCGAGAUUAUACAGCCGGAAUAGCAGAACAGGAUUUCCAAUUCCGGAUGUUCAGACUCAUUAUGUGACACAUUUAGAAAGCACACAGGUGCAAAAAUUCUUAGAACUUUUUGGAUCCUUUCAUUUUCUGAUGGAAACUAUAAUUGCUGAUAUGAAGUCUAUUAAUGACAAAGAAACAUCCUCUUUUAAUUUAAAACGUUGGCUCCAUCUUAAGCGAAAAAUCUUGCAUUGUUUGUCACGUUAAGGAAUCAGGAUAUACGAAACUUUUCAGCUACAAAAUUUCUAGAAUGUUUUGUAUGUAAUAAUAAAGAUAGAUCUGCAGUUUUUCAUAUGCUGUGUACAAAGACGAUACGAAAUGAUUUAAGCUAAUGCAACGGUUAUGAAAAUACGUAGGUUAAUAUUAAAAUAUUCGUGAACGAAACGACGAGAAAUAUUAUAUUCUACUUCUGGUGCUAGAUCAUGGCUUUAAUGCUCGGUUGUGGAUUCGCAUUAUCUCAAAACAUACCCACUGCAAAAUCAUCUCACAGUACACAUUGUCUUUUCCCAUCUUGUUUGGUGGCAAUAAAGGAAACGAAUAAUGUUAGCACAUUAUCAAAUUCAACUAUAUUUAAGUAUAAUGUCAGUUAGAGAACUUGAAUCUGUCUAUACUUCUUAAGCAACAUUUUCAGUCUACUACAAUUAUAAUUAUUCUAAAUAAAUAAAAAUUAGUUUAAUAAACGGUUAAUUAUUUUCUA